Pseudophryne corroboree (corroboree frog) is the source of this 6960-nucleotide messenger RNA. RefSeq names its product glutamate decarboxylase 2 (gene GAD2). Gene Ontology annotation, biological process: GABA shunt; GABA biosynthetic process. The record is from RefSeq and is a predicted model, not a curated record. Lineage: Eukaryota; Metazoa; Chordata; Amphibia; Anura; Myobatrachidae. Gene Ontology annotation, molecular function: pyridoxal phosphate binding; glutamate decarboxylase activity. The transcript has 16 exons. Bases 597 to 2354 code for a protein of 585 amino acids. Gene Ontology annotation, cellular component: cytoplasm.
AAAAGACAGUGCUGUUAACCAAUAGGUGGCUGAAACAGCUUAGGGAGGGAAUGUUGUGGUUGGAUUCUCACAGGACUCUGAAUAUGCGUUUAGUACUGAGGUCUUAGUCACUUACUGUACAGGAGUCCAGUGUUUUGGUCACAUUCAACACCAUAGACAGCAACAAGCAAAAACUUUCUAGACAAGGACAGUCAGCUUCAGCACCAUGGACAGCUACACAGACUUAUUCUCAGCACUAUAGACUAUACACAGAGACUUUCAGCACCAUAGACAGCUACAUACAGAAAGACUUUCAGCACAAAAAACACGAGAGACUUUCAGCACCAUAGACAGCUACACGCAGGCAGCAGGACGUAGCUGCUCAGUGCAGACCUGCAGACCACUUUGCCUGUCUCUUUUCACUGCUCCAUUGAACAGCCAGUUCUCUGCUGGACUUCCAGUCCUCUGCACACAUCAUUGCCCAUCGCAGUUAUCUUCACGCACACGGCUCCGAGCUUUACUUUGGCUGUUAAUUUCUAUGCUCCUGUCCAAGCUUUUCAGCAAGAACAUUCACAUCUACUGGCUUCCGACUUUUUCUUGUGAUUUCAAAAGUCGGGAUGGCAUCACCCGGAUCUGGCUUUUGGUCUUUUGGGGCAGAGGACGGGAACAGUGAAUCUGACAACGCAGGUACAGCAAAAGCGUGGUGCCAAGUUGCUCAGAAAUUUACAGGAGGGAUCAGCUCAAAAUUAUCUGCUUUUCUUUAUGGAGAUGGGGAUAAAUCAGCAGACCCUGCCACCAAAGAUGAAAUGUGCUCUGGCAACAAAGGAAUAGCCUGCAACUGUGAGAAGAAUGUAUGCAACUGUGAGAAGGGCGAAAUAAACUUCUCCUUAUUAUAUUCAACAGAUCUUCUACCUGCAAAAAAUGGAGAGGCGGAAACACUGUGUUUCUUGCAAGAAGUUAUAGACAAUUUAUUGCAAUAUGUGGUCAAAACCUUUGACAGGUCAACCAAAGUGAUUGAUUUUCACUACCCAAAUGAGCUUCUUCAGGAAUAUAACUGGGAAUUGUCUGACCAACCACAGAACUUGGAAGGGGUCCUACUGAACUGCAAAACCACCUUAAAAUAUGCUAUUAAGACAGGACAUCCAAGAUAUUUCAAUCAACUCUCAACUGGUCUUGACAUGGUUGGAUUAGCAGCAGAUUGGUUGACCUCAACAGCAAACACCAACAUGUUUACUUAUGAAAUUGCUCCUGUAUUUGUAUUGCUGGAAUAUGUCACCUUAAAGAAAAUGAGGGAGAUGAUUGGUUGGCCUGGAGGAAGCGGUGAUGGAAUAUUUUCACCAGGUGGUGCCAUAUCUAACUUGUAUGCUAUGUUGAUUGCACGUUUCAAGAUGUUCCCAGAAGUAAAAGAGAAAGGAAUGUCAGCAAUCCCGAGACUGGUUGCCUUCACAUCCGAGCACAGUCACUUUUCAGUAAAGAAAGGAGCCGCAGCCUUGGGGAUUGGCACUGACAGUGUGAUCCUUAUCAAGUGUGAUGAAAGGGGGAAAAUGAUAUCAUCAGAUCUUGAAAGGAGAAUCAUUGAAGCCAAACAGAAAGGAUUUGUUCCAUUUUUUGUUAGUGCUACAGCAGGGACUACAGUUUACGGUGCAUUUGAUCCUCUCGUCGCGAUUUCUGAUAUCUGUAAAAAGUAUAAAAUCUGGAUGCAUGUUGAUGCAGCGUGGGGAGGAGGACUGCUGAUGUCGCAGAAGCACAGAUGGAAGUUAAACGGCGCUGACAGAGCUAAUUCUGUGACCUGGAAUCCACACAAGAUGAUGGGAGUUCCGCUCCAGUGUUCCGCUCUUUUGGUUAGAGAAGAGGGAUUAAUGCAAAACUGCAACCAGAUGCAUGCAUCCUACCUCUUCCAGCAAGAUAAACAUUAUGAUCUCUCAUAUGAUACCGGAGAUAAGGCUUUGCAAUGUGGGCGCCAUGUGGACAUUUUUAAGCUCUGGCUGAUGUGGCGAGCAAAGGGGACUGCAGGAUUUGAAGCCCAGAUAGACAAAUGCUUAGAUCUUGCAGAAUAUCUUUAUAAUAAGAUAAUGAACCGAGAAGGUUAUGAAAUGGUGAUUGAUGGAAAGCCUCAGCAUACAAAUGUUUGCUUCUGGUAUAUACCACCAAGCUUAAGACAUAUGGAAGAUAAUGAAGAAAGAAUGGAAAGACUUAUAAAGGUUGCUCCUGUGAUCAAAGCCAGGAUGAUGGAAUAUGGAACCACCAUGGUCAGUUACCAGCCCCACGGAGACAAAGUAAACUUUUUCCGCAUGGUGAUUUCUAACCCAGCAGCAGCUCAUCAAGACAUUGAUUUCUUGAUCGAAGAAAUUGAACGGCUUGGACAGGAUUUAUAAAGUGAUCCUUAUUCUGUUUGAAAGUCAUGGGUACACAAUAGAUUUGUCAGAGCUGUGUGAAUAUACAGUAUAUGUAGUGCGUUCAACAGUAAUUCUAUAUUGUGCCGUAUAACUUGAGUAUAACCGUGUUUGAGAAACACUUACGCCAUUUAGUUUUGCUUUUAGACGAUCAACUUGCUUCCAUUCAGACAUAUAGGAAAAAUUAUGUGUGUUAAAAUGAUUGCUACAGUACUUUAUGUGAAUGUGCCUAGUAUAUUAAAAGAUCAGGGCAUUUCAAAGGAUACUUCCUAGGGCAAAGACAUGAGAAGAAUUAAAAUACAGUAUAUGCAUUGCCUUUCAUAGUGUUAGAAUGGAUUUCUAAUUUACAUUUGAUAUAAAGACAUAAUUUUCCAAAAUGAUCUAUCUAUAUAUAUAUUACAAAUAUCCUAUUUUAUAAAGUACAGAUUUUAUUUUGUAUUGGUUAUAAAAUGAGCAUAAGGAUUAUUUCUGAGUAGAAAUAAUUAGGAGUCUUUAAAAAAAAUUAUAUAAACAAUGAUGCACUGAAUACUUAUUUUAGAAGUAGGUGGAAUAAAGAAUCAUUUACAAGUCAUUCUAUUGAUACUACAGUAUUUUAAAUCUCAAAUUUAUUUAGAAUAUGAAUGUUCAUAUGUUAAUUGUAAGUUAAGUUUGUGGAAGCAAUAACUGAGUUUGCUGUACUAAAAUCAGUGGUAAAUCUAGAUACUCAAUAUUCUUUAUGAAUCAUUCACUUCCCUUUACUGUAAUUCACCUUUCAUAAAGCAAAAUGCAAAAUGUACAGUGAAUGAAUGUAAAGAUGAGCAUACAGUAAUCAGCAGGUUUUAUCUAUUUCAUACCCAAGAAUACAUUUAAGUUAUUGUUAAAUAACUCUGAAUAAUUGUGCACUAACCUCCACCCAGGAACCCACGGUGUGGUCCAUGCAUGCAUUUGUUCCCUGGUCUGCAUGGAUAGUUUAUCAACCCUGGUUGAAAACCAGGAUUGUGUUUUAUAUUGGAGUGGUAUGUACAGCUGGACAUUUGAUGGGGUUGUUGUCCAACUCAGCCACCCACAAAUUUAACCCUGGCGACCCCGGCAAGAUGCUUGGAGAGGCUCUCCACAAAUUGCCCCAACCUUGCCUUUUGGUCUGAGCUACUGGCUUUAGGCUUACUGAUCCACUGGCUCUGAGCAUCCACCAUGAUGUACCCAUCAGUACAGUCCAGACGUACAGUACAGCAUGGGUGACAUCAUGAUGUCAUAAUGUCAUGACACAGCUAAGCAAGUCCUUCUCUUUACCAGAUGGCUCAGACUCCUAGAUAUAUUACUGAUUGUGUGAGCAUUCACAUACAUUGUGGCUCCUCAUUGUUCCACCAGUUUACCCACUUGUUAUACAGCCAAUUUAAAGUGGUACUCAUAAUUGUUUAACAUUUUAGGUGCACAAAUGUCUGAAGUAAAAUAAAAGUCAUGGUACUUUCCAUGUAAACACCCCUAUUAGCCUCAUAAGACGCACAAUCAGUAUGCACUGUGACCAAUACUUGACGUACAGUAUGGUGUUGUUACAUUGAUGAUGUAUCAUCAGUAUUUUAUAUAAUCUUAUAUACGUAAUUACUUAUAUAUAAUGUACAAUGACAAAGCUUGUGGCACUAGAAUCACAAUAUUAGAAAGAGAAAAAUGUUUAACUCAUGACUGUACUAAAGCGAUAAUAUGUUGCUUUCUGUUCAUUUCUUAUAUUGUAAUUUAAAGCUGAUGUAUACAAAAGAACAUUCUUAAUAUUUAAAAUGGCUACAAUAUCUCUGGUCUGCAUCAGUAAAAUGUAUACAGUUUUUUUUAUCCAUUUAGAUGCUUGCACUUUUACGUGUUCCAUGCAGCUUAUGUUAAGAUGAAUUGAGUCUAAUGGAGCCAUAAUCAGUUCUAAUUUUACAACAUGUCCCCACUAAAUCAAUUUGCUUACUACAGUAUGUUAUUAUCAACAAAAGAGAGUCCAGGCUUGUGAAUGCAGCUAAUUUCAGAUGAUUGCUCUUGCUAAUUUGACUAUUUCUCUUGCUCAGUUUAGAACCACUGAAAACUGAUGACUGAAGGUUCCCUGUGUUGAAAUAAAUGUUCCACAUAGCCCCUCCUAGCACUGUAAACAAGGAAUAUAACACUAUAUAUAUAUAUAUUUCAUUUUAAUAGAUGUCAAAAUCAUUUAACUGCUAACUAGUGAUUUGUUGGAGAUGUUAAUAAAAUUAUAAAUGAACAAAACUUUCAGGGAACCCAGAAAGAUGUCAAUGUUUUAUUUAUUAUUCAAAUAAUAAAUCAUUGUAAUUGAUUGACAAUCUGGCCCUUAGAAUUGGUUCACAUUUUAUUAUCAAUUAUUAAUAAUUAAAUUAAUGGUACCAUAUUUUAGAAAUUAUUUCCAUAUUUAUAUUCCACAGACUAAUUCCCUCACUCACUGCCCCUUCACUGUUCACUGCCCCUCACAGCUAAAUGUACCCAUCACUGCACUCACUGCCCCUCCCACAGCUCAUUGCCCACUCACAGCUUUCUGCCCCCCUCACACCACUCACUGCCACCUCCCAGCUCACUGCCUCUCACAGCACUUAAUACCCUCUCACAGCUCACUGCACUCUCUGCCCCAUCACAGCACUCUUUCUGCCCUCAUAGCACUCACUGCCCCCCACAACUCACUGCCCCCUUACAACACUCACAGCUUUCACUGUUCCCUCAAAGCUCACUGCCCACUCACAGCACUCUCUGCCCCCUCACAAAACUCUCUGCCCCAUCAAAGCAUUCUCUGCCCCCUCAUAGUACUCACUGCCCGUUACAAUACUCACAGCUCCCUCACAGCACUUACUGCCCCCUCACAAACCUCUCUGCCCCAUCAAAGCAUUCUCUGCCCCCUCAUAGCACUCACUGCCCCUUCACAGCUCACUGCCCCCUCAUAGCUCAUUGCCCCCACCUGCAGCACUCACUAUCCCUGCACAGCUCACUGCCCCCCCUUGAGCACUCACAGCUCACUGACCCCCUUCAGCACUCACUGCCCCCUAACAGCACUCACUGACAUCUCACCCCAUGCAGCACUAGCACACUUACUCGCUUACAUUUGGUCUUGCUUCAUUGGCAACAGCAUCCACCAUGUGGCUGUUAUGGGGUCAGCUCUUCAAUUCUUGGAGAGAUGACUCUGCCCUACACUGACUGGGGCCAAGUGAACACUGAGAGUACCAAAUUACCCUAACCCAUUUUUAUUUAUUUAUAAUUUGACUAAUUAUUGACAAAUUUAAGUGGAAAGAGGACUCAAACCUGUGUGGGACCUAGGGUCCUAUGUAGUCUUAAUCUAGCUCUACAAUAAGGUGCUCAGACCCUAUUCAUAUGUACCUUAAAGAGAAUAAGGUGCUAUCUAUGUACCCUUAAACUAAUACUUUGAUUGUUACUCAUAACCAAAAUUAAAUAAUAGCACAGAUCUUGACAGGUAUCAGCAUUAGUUAUAAAAAUAUAUAUCUGAUUCCACUAUGACCUAAACAACUGCAAAGACUAUAGCAAACCAAAUAGUAUUAAUUUUGCCUGAAUACUGUAUUAGUACUUACGGUGCAUAUAUCUGCAGCUCACCAUAUCUGCCAUUUAUUCUCAAUCCUUUGAUAAUAAUUACAUUUAUUGGCAUAAAGGGCCGAGACUUAAAUAAAACUCUCCUUCCAUUUAUAUAACACAGAUUACAACGGUAAAAUAUUUUUGAGUUUAUCAUUUUAAUAUGCAACAUUUUAAACAAAUAAUCCCUUUGAAUGCCUCCAUGUUUUUCAUGCCGCAGUCAGCUGAAUAAUUGUGUAUACUGGCUUUUUCAUUUUUAGCUAACCCUAGUUCAACUUUAUUUCUGAAAAUGUAUAAAAUUUACAAUACUCUGCAAUAUCUUUAAUUUAAAAAUAAAUAAAGUGCAAUGUGUGGUUCUGUUUCCUGCACACAGGAGUUGGUGUUGAUCGUAUGUCACGCAGAUGUGAAUUAAGAAAAAGAAACAAAUUUGUCUGUAACUGUGUUGCCUUUCUUAUAUUUAAUAUUACUGUCUCGUCACCUCAGAUUGAGGUUGUGUAUAGUGUGGCAGUUCAACCUGUGUUGAUGUAUAAGCUUUGUACAAUAUAUUAUUGAGAUUACUUUUAUUUUUAGUACACUUGUAUUAUUCUAUGUUGUUAUUGUGAAACUGGCUUAUUACAAAUUUUUUGGACCAAUGUACUUUCUUAUGAGAAAAUGCUGUCGAUAGCACAAUGUAUUCCUAAACAAACCCUCUACCCACAGGAUUAGCUGAAUAUUUUUAAUAAGUAUUUGUGAUAGAAGCACUGCCAUUCAGCAACAAAAAUAGACCAAAUAUGCCCUUUUAUUUAGGAGUAACUGCACAUAAAUACUGUAUGGAAGCUCAUUAUCUGGUGAUUGUGAUUGUCCUACAGUAACAUGUUCUUUUCCAGUGUCUAAAGCGUGUGCUUACGGGUCUUUGUUAAUUCCUGAAGUUGUUGUGUAAUAAAGAAGAUUUUGCUGUCUCUUUAGAGAAGGAAGAGCUACUUCUGUCUACCAAAUAAACGUGUUUUAUUAAAGUGUUGUAUUUUACCAAUGUUGUCUAUUUUAAAUCUAAUAAAGAUGUACAGAUGUGAUAAUA